Molecule: messenger RNA, 1234 nt
Organism: Linum tenue
Lineage: Eukaryota; Viridiplantae; Streptophyta; Magnoliopsida; Malpighiales; Linaceae
Source: the annotation of a GenBank genome assembly
CUCGUAUUUGUGAGUUGAAACUCAAGAUUCAUGAGUGGUGUGUUGAUACCAAUGAAGUUAUUCAAAAGAUGGGUUAUUCUAUGCUGGAAAAAUUCAGCAAGUACUGGGACGAGAUUCACAAAGUCCUUGCUAUUGCUGUGAUUCUAGAUCCACGGUAUAAGUUGGAAAUUGUUGACUACUAUGCUGAAAAAUUUGGUGUUGAAUUUGAUGGCUAUUGUUUGGAAUCUGUUAAGGACAUAUUAUCUGAUCUGGUAUUGGAGUACCAAAGUAAAAUGAAUGAGGAGAGGAAUCUGAAUGUUUCUGGGUAUGUUGGAGUUGAGUCCUCUGCUCCUAGCACCACUGAUUUGGACUUUGAUCGAUUUGUGAGCCAAAGAAAAAGGGCAAGGGUUACUUCUGUCCAUACUGAGUUGGACAGUUACCUCAAUGAGGAAAUUCUCCCUCGUUCUGCUGAGUUUGAUAUUUUAAUGUGGUGGAAGCAUAAUGGUCCAAAAUAUCCCACUUUGCAAGCCAUAUCAAGGGAUGUUUUGGCUGUUCCUGUUACCUCUGUCGCAUCUGAGUGUGCAUUCAGCUCUGGAGGUCGUGUUUUAGACCCUCAUAGGAGCAAGUUGCACCAUGCUACUGUGGAAACACUUGUGUGCACAAGAAGUUGGUUGCAAGCUGAGUUGGCUGGAGGAGUGUUGGAAGGAUGUUUCUCCCCUACAAGUGAAGCCAAUCUGGUCCAGCUCCAACCUGAUGCUGAAACUACUGAAGAGCAAGCCCCUCGUUUCAAGCUUCUUGAAGAUUAAUCAAGAUUUGUGAACUGAUACUUAGCAGCAAGAUGUUUUGUUUGAGUUUUGUUGCCUUGGCUGCUGGGUGGAACCAAGGAAUGCAGAAAUCAGAAUGCUGCAUUGUUGCUGCUGCUGGAAAGUGGAGUAUGGAGGCCUGAAGUGAAGUCUUUAUCUUGCUGCUGUGUUGCUGCUGCUAUCGAAGCUGUUCUCGAGUAGUAGAGAUGUUCUGCUAGUUAUUUAAACUUUUGUUUUGCUGAUACAAUGGUCUUGGUCAUUUUGGAUUUGAUGGUAUUUUAGGAUUGGAUGUUUUCUGUUGAAUGUUUUGUUCUUUUGCUACUUCUCCAGUGCAUUCUGGUUUCUGGAUUUGAUGUUAUGAAGUUCAUGCUUCAGCUUCACGUAAGAAUUUGGUUGUUGUUUUUUAAUUAAUGAACUAGUCGGAUAAGUUCCGGGUCCCCGACAAACCCGAC